Molecule: messenger RNA, 1102 nt
Organism: Diospyros lotus (date-plum)
Lineage: Eukaryota; Viridiplantae; Streptophyta; Magnoliopsida; Ericales; Ebenaceae
Exons: 1
Coding region: 222-965 (247 amino acids)
Source: RefSeq, a predicted model, not a curated record
AUUUUUGGGCUGGCUGGCGGGAUUGAGAAAGCAGAAAACAUAGUCCCACCGACGAUAAGAGGAACACCUGCUCAUUCUCCAUGGCUGGCCUGGCUACUUUCCCUCUCUUUUAUUACCCUUCAAUAUUCCUCCAUCUCCAAAGCGGACCAGCAGCAGCAGAACAAAUACUGUCUUCUCUUCUUCAGUCGUCGCAGAGCUAUUAUAAUUAAAGAAAUAAUUUAAUGGGCAAUUGCCUAUUUGGAGGCUUGGGAGAUCAUCAUCAGCAGGUUAGUUAUAGUAAUAAUAAUAAUAAUGCAGUGAUCAAAGUAGUGACAUCCAGCGGCGGGAUCAUGGAAUUCAAUGGCCCGAUGAUCACGGUGGAGUGCAUCACCGACGAGUUCCCGGGCCACGGCCUCUUCAGAAGCCACGAUCUUUUUUGGAAGCCGUUGGAUCAGCAUGAAGUGCUAGUAGCAGGAGAAUCCUACUACCUGCUCCCACUCCACAGCAACAUGAAAUUAGGCUUUGGGAGCGGCCAGAAUCAGAUGGCAGAGCAGGUGGGGCAUGUAAGGUCCAACAGUGUGCCUAAUUACAACUCAUCAUCAGUUGUUAAUGGUAAUAACAAUGCUCCCCCCUACAGAAUGUCAUUUGAGGGUCAAGGCAUGCUAAAGAGAUCGCACACGGAGGUGUUCAACUACUCCUCAACCUCAACCUCAAGGGCAAGGUGCAGCAGCGGCCAUGCAGCUGGUGGUGGUGGAGUUUGGAAGGUGAAGCUGGUGAUCAGCCCCAGGCAGCUGCUGGAGAUACUGUCGCAGGAGGCUCGAACCCAGGAGUUGAUCGAGAGUGUGAGAACCGUUGCCAAAUGCGGGAACGUUGGCGUUUCAUCCUGGGGGUUUUCGGACCAGUGGAGCUUCUACAGCAGCAGCAGGAAUAAUAAUAAUAAUAACAAUGCUUCCUUCAAGAAAUUAGACGGUCUACUGGAGAUGUAGGAGUAGGAUCUAGCUAGCUUAGCUAGGCCAGGCAACUAUAUUUCUCUUCUCCUCACUUUCACUUCACUUCUCCCUGCUACUACUGUCUUCUAGUAUUGUAUGUUAAUCACUUUAAUGCUAUCUAUUUGCUGCAUCGC